This is a messenger RNA of Lampris incognitus (smalleye Pacific opah), 3734 nucleotides long. RefSeq names its product nucleolar protein 10 (gene nol10). The record is from RefSeq and is a predicted model, not a curated record. Gene Ontology annotation, biological process: maturation of SSU-rRNA from tricistronic rRNA transcript (SSU-rRNA, 5.8S rRNA, LSU-rRNA). The transcript is spliced from 21 exons. Gene Ontology annotation, cellular component: small-subunit processome; 90S preribosome; nucleus. The coding region runs from base 75 to 2264 and encodes 729 amino acids. Gene Ontology annotation, molecular function: protein binding. Lineage: Eukaryota; Metazoa; Chordata; Actinopteri; Lampriformes; Lampridae.
CAGCAACGUGGGUUAGCGUGAAGUAGGGCCAAAUUCAAUAUUAUGUGUGACCAGGGUGCCGACCUUCAAUUAAAAUGCAGAUUUCUAGCGUGAAUGAUGUGAAGAUUUAUAACUUAAGCCACGGGAAGUCUCUUCCAGAGUGGCUCUCAGAUCGAAAGAAGAGACAAUUACAAAAGAAAGAUGUCGACAUCCAGCGCAGAAUUGAACUCAUCCAAGACUUUGAGAUGCCUACUGUGUGCACCUCAAUCAAAGUGUCGAAGGAUGGGCAGUUCAUAUUAGCAGCAGGCACAUACAAACCCCGGGUUCGCUGCUAUGACACCUACCAGUUGUCCCUGAAGUUUGAGCGCUGCCUGGAUUCUGAUGUUGUCGCCUUUCACAUCCUGUCAGAUGACUACUCUAAGCUGGUUUUUCUACACUGUGAUCGAUAUGUGGAGUUCCACUCCCAGCAUGGACACUACUACAAGACACGUAUUCCAAAGUUUGGACGGGACUUUGCCUACCAUUAUCCAUCUAGUGACCUAUACUUUGUGGGGACAAGCUCAGAGAUUUACAGGCUAAAUCUGGAACAAGGGCGUUUCCUCAAUUCUCUUCAGACUGAUGCUGUGGAGCACAACGUGUGUGACAUCAACCCCGUCCAUCAUUUGUUGGCUACAGGAACCAUAGAAGGGAAGGUGGAAUGCUGGGAUCCUCGUGUCCGGAACCGAGUGGGCAUGCUGGACUGUGCCUUGAGCAGUGUAACCGAAGAUACAGAAGUUCAAGGUUUGCCUUCAGUCAGUGCCCUCAAGUUUAAUGGCUCUCUCAGCAUGGCAGUAGGCACAAGCACUGGGCAGGUGCUUCUGUAUGACCUGCGAUCCAGUCACCCCCUGUUUGUUAAAGACCAUUAUUACAACCUUCCCAUCAAGUCAAUCAACUUUCACGAGCAGCUGGACCUAGUUUUGUCUGCCGACUCAAAGAUCAUUAAGAUGUGGAACAAAGACACGGGUAAGGUGUUCUCCACCAUUGAACCUCAGACCAACAUCAACGAUGUGUGUGUCUACCCUCAUUCAGGUAUGUUGUUCACUGCCAAUGAGGAUCCCAAGAUGAACACAUUUUACAUUCCGGCUCUGGGCCCAGCUCCUCGGUGGUGUUCUUUUCUCGACAACCUGACAGAAGAGCUGGAAGAGAGCCCGGAGACCACCGUCUACGAUGACUACAAGUUUGUCACCCGGAAGGACCUGGAAAAUCUUGGUUUGUCUCACCUCAUUGGUUCGUCUCUCCUGAGAGCCUACAUGCAUGGCUUCUUCAUGGACAUCAGACUUUACCACAAGGUCAAAGCCAUGGCAAAUCCUUUUGCAUACGAAGAGUAUCGCAAAGAUAAGAUCCGCCAGAAGAUUGAAGAGUCCCGGACCCAGAGAGUCCAAGUUAAGAAGCUGCCUAAGGUGAACAAGGAACUGGCUCUCAAGCUGAUUGAGGAGGGAGAAGACGAAGCACAGCUGGCAUCCAGGAAAAAGAAGGGCAAGGGACAUCCCAGCAUCCUCGGAGAUGACCGCUUCCAGGUGAUGUUUGAGAACCCAGACUACCAGGUAAACGAGCAGAGCGAGGAAUUUCGUCUUCUCAAUCCUCUAGUGUCCAAGGUCAGCCAGAAGAGGAAGAAGAAGCUGCGCCUGCUUGCUCAGCAGGCUGCAGCCGCCGCUCAGCAGGCAGCUGAAGAGGAAGAAGAGGAGCCAGAGGGACGUGCCAGCUCUGAGGAAGAGGAGAGUUCGGAUGAUGACAAGAGCUGGGUGGAAGAGGUGAGGGAGCAGCGGCGGCUGCUGCGCCAGGAAGACUAUGACCGCCGGCGGCUGGAGAGGAAGCAGGCAGACCGCAAUACCAGCCUGCUGGCCCAGGAGCAGAACCCCAGGGAGAAGUCAGACCAGGUUCGCGGAAAGAAGACAAACCAGCCGCGCUUCUUCCAGAUCAAGGCCGGGGAGGAGUUCCGCAGCUUCGGCGACGUGGCCUGCAAGCAGAAGCUACAGAAGGCUUCUCUGGAGGACCGUCUGAAAUUGGAGGAGCACUCUGGGACCAGCAACAUGGCUGACACUGCUGUGGGCAGCAAACAGCUCACUUUCACCCUCAAAAAGUCCGACCAGCAGCGGAAGCAGCAGCAGGUGGAACGGGAGCACCAUGAGGAGCGGAGGAAGCUCAGGCGCUCCGCUGGACACCUGAGCAGCGGCAGGGGACGUGGGCGAGGCUGGGGCGGUGGCAGAGGAGGAAGAGGAGGAGGAAGAGGAAGGGGGCGCUAUUAAUGAGGGUGGCCUGAUCCUGACUGAAUGCUGCAAGCCAACCCAUUGCCUGUGUACUAGCUGAAUAAGGGGCAUGCGAGCGAUGCAACUCUUGCUUCGCUUCAAAGUUUCUACUUCCUUCAAGGUAUUCAGCUGUGGUAGAUGCUCUCAGGUGUUUCGCAGUGUUGAGUUUAGACUUUAUUGCCAGAUGAUUGGUCCAGAUGAAGAUUUUUCUGCAGGACUGGCAAAGGCUAAAGCUGAAAUCUAUCCAUGUUCAAUCCCAUCUUAAUAGUAGGUGGGCCAUGAAUUUAGCUGCUCCCUGUCACUUAACAACAUCAGUAAGAAAGUAUUGACUAUGUUGCUGCCAGGGAGCACAACAGAACAAAUACCAUUACCAAAGGACUCCGUGCACUUUGCAGUGCAUGUUUUAAGCAUGGGUGGCCUCAGUGAGAAUCCGAGAUGUGAAGAGCGGACUUGACAUGACUUGCCUUGUGUCUCUCAACUACAUAUUUUCUUAACAAAUGCAUAUUUUCUACUCAGUAUCAGUACCUACUGUUUCAGUUCAAUCCGGGUGUGUGUGUGUUUUCAUGCAUGCGUGCACAUGUUGACCGUCACAAUUUUUUUCAAUGUUAUUUUUACAGUUCAGCAUACACAGGAUGACGGUGUGUAAACGAUAAACUAAUGUAAUUGGAGUGACACUGUUUGUCUUCUGUUUUUAAUUCUGCUGGCAUGGUAUGAGACUCGGCAUUUUUAUGAAUUGUGACAUGAAAUGAUUUUGUGAAACUGACAAAAAGCUCAUUUCUGCAGAAGUUAUGUACAAAAAGUGUGUGACAUUCAUAUAGAGUAAGUAAGCACUUCUUGUUAAGAUGUUGUGUUCGCCUUAUAAAUGUUGCAAAUCGAGUUGCUGAUUUAUCAGCGCUGUCGUCACACAGUUCAUCUUGUGCAUGGGACAAUAGAAGGAGAUUCGAAAAUGUGCAGUUUUGCCACAACACAAUGCAACGGAUAUCUCAAGUUCUGAGGAAGCGCACAAUCGGCACGCUGAAUGCAGGAAUGUCCGUAAGACUUGUUGCCAGAGAAUUGAAUGUUAAUUUCUCUACCAUAAGCUGCCUCCAGCGUCACUUCAGAGAAUUUCACAGUACGUCCCAUCGGCCUCACACCCCCAGACCACGUGUAACAUACUCCAGCCCAGGACCUCCACAUCGGGACUCAUCACCUGACAGAAGACCAGUCACCUAAUUUGGUUUGCAUGACCGGAGAAUUUCCAUGCAAACUGUCAGAAACCUUCUCAGGAAAACUCAUCUGCGUCGUCGUCGUCUUCUGAGGUCUUGACCCAGCUGCAGUUGGACAUGUCUGUACCCCGGUGGUGUCUAAUAAACUCAUUCAUUGGACAGAUUUUUCUACUCUGCUCCGACUGUAGAAGUAUUUGAAAUGGUUGCAUUUUGUAUUUUUGUUCAGCAUAUAUGACUCAAACUCUUGAUUUAUUCUCCUGAUGAG